Molecule: messenger RNA, 969 nt
Organism: Thamnophis sirtalis
Lineage: Eukaryota; Metazoa; Chordata; Lepidosauria; Squamata; Natricidae
Product: olfactory receptor 2AP1-like
Biological process (GO): G protein-coupled receptor signaling pathway
Cellular component (GO): membrane
Molecular function (GO): G protein-coupled receptor activity; olfactory receptor activity
Source: RefSeq, a predicted model, not a curated record
AUGGAUUUCCUAGUUGCCACAAUGCUGGAGAAUCAGACAAAGAUAGAUGAAUUCAUUCUACUUGGAUUUCAUGAAUUCUAUGAAUUUCAAACAUUGUUUUUUCUGAGUUUCCUAGUAAUUUACAUUGUAACCAUGAUUGGAAAUGUUCUCAUUGUUAUGCUAGUCAUCUUUGAUGAACAUCUUAAAGUACCUAUGUAUUUCUUCCUAGGAAACCUUUCUUUUCUUGAAAUUUGUUAUAGUUCUAAUAUAUUCCCAAGGAUGCUUUCAGCUCUCCUAACUGGAAAUGGAAUAAUUUCUUUCAGCAAUUGUUUUAUGCAGUGGUAUCUGUGUAGUUCCUUGGUAGCUACAGAAUGCUGCUUACUGUGUGUGAUGUCUUAUGACAGAUAUCUAGCAAUCUGUAAACCACUGCAUUAUUUGACUACCAUGAAUUCUCAGACUUGUAUUUAUUUAGCUGCUUCAUCGUGGAUCAAUGGAUUUGCUGUAUUUUCAAUAUUGCUCAUUUUGAUAUUACAGCAAUUGAAGUUUUGCAGAUCUAAUGAAAUAAAUCAUUAUUUCUGUGACUAUUUUGCCCUUCUAAGCAUUUCCUGUAGUCCAACUUGGUUAUUGGAAAUUAUGAGUUAUAUUGUAGCUGCUGUCUUCACACUUCCUCCUUUUCUCUUAACACUAUUAUCCUAUGUAUAUAUUAUAGGCGCUGUCUUAAAAAUCCCCUCUGUCACUGGAAGGCAGAAAGCCUUUUCCACCUGCUCUUCACAUCUGGUUGUGGUUUCUAUUUUCUAUGGAUCUCUCAUGAUUGCUUACAUGCUGCCAAGAAUUGAAAAAGCAGAUGUGCCAAAAUUUUCUUCUUUGUUAUACAUAGCUUUGCCUCCACUAGCAAACCCAUUUAUAUAUAGUCUAAGAAAUAAGGAGGUCAAAGAGGCCCUAAGAAAAAAAAUUGGUAGACUGAUACUGUACAAACCAACCUGCAUUUAG